AACCCGCCACAUGAGCUACCCCGAAGACUUGUGCCGAGAAGGCAUGAACGCGCUUGACGAACUGACCGGUGAUGCCGCGCCAUUCGAUCAUACUGCCACACCCAAGCUGUCCUCCGAGCUAAAAGAUCUCAUUCGAGCCACCAAGUGCCAGACUACAGCGGAUGGAACCCUCAAGCGCAAAUCGGGCAACAUGGACUACCUCUUCAAGAUCACCGAGCCCAUCACGCCUACAUUCCUCGCCGCUGCUGCCAUCCUCCCCACACAACCCCAAAUCUACCAAGGGCAAGGCGAAGACGGCGAUGCGCAAUUCUGUCAGAUCCGCGACAUCGACAUCCCCCAAAUCAAACACUGGCUCGCAACAACCUGCCCCACCAUCUCACCAACCUUCAUCCCCAUCAACAAAGCGCGCAAAACCCUCUCUCCACACUCCGCAUACCCAACUCUCGGCUACGACACCACACUACCUCACCGUCGCCCCCAAGACAUGACCAUGACCGGCUCUGCGAAUCUUCCAGCGCAAAACCAACUCCCGGUAUGGUACUUUUUCUACGGCACCCUAGCCGACAGCUCGCACCUGGCCCAUCUAUUCGGCUCGCCGCCAGGCCAACAACACACGCUCUUGCAAGCGAUGAUACAUUCGGGAAAGAUUAGGAAGUGGGGUGGCAAGUACAAGGCGCUAAUCGACAAUCCGGGGACGUGCGUUGAGGGCUGCGCGUACGAGGUUGUGUCGCAGGAGCAAGAAGAUGCGCUAAGGGUGUAUGAGACGGCAAAGUAUGAGGUUGUGAGAGUAGAGAUUAUGUGUCGGAUGGAUUUUCGAGCGCGGUUUGUGAAGGGGUUGACGUUUCGUUUUGCGGGAGAGGAGAGGGAGUUGGACGAGGAUGAGGAUGAGUCGGACAAAGGUGAGUCGGAUGAAGAUGAGUGAGUUGAAGCAGCACCAGUGGGUUACUUAUCAGAG
Messenger RNA from Alternaria rosae, 955 nucleotides. RefSeq lists its product as uncharacterized. NCBI's taxonomy places the organism in Eukaryota, Fungi, Ascomycota, Dothideomycetes, Pleosporales, Pleosporaceae. The transcript has a single exon. The record is from RefSeq and is a predicted model, not a curated record. The coding region runs from base 11 to 922 and encodes 303 amino acids.